Triticum urartu is the source of this 1369-nucleotide messenger RNA. RefSeq names its product phosphoribosylformylglycinamidine cyclo-ligase, chloroplastic/mitochondrial-like. Lineage: Eukaryota; Viridiplantae; Streptophyta; Magnoliopsida; Poales; Poaceae. Gene Ontology annotation, cellular component: cytosol. The record is from RefSeq and is a predicted model, not a curated record. Gene Ontology annotation, biological process: 'de novo' IMP biosynthetic process; adenine biosynthetic process. Gene Ontology annotation, molecular function: phosphoribosylamine-glycine ligase activity; phosphoribosylformylglycinamidine cyclo-ligase activity.
CCUAAAUCGUCCCAUCAUCAUGACAGCCGACCGCGUCCUCCACCUCCUUCGCGCGCCGGCGGCUUCCCCGGCGGCAGCUCACGGCCGGGGCCCUCCCCGGCCGCAGCGCGUCGGCCUCCCACCGGUAAAGCGGCGCGUCGGCGUGGCCUGCUCCAGCUCCACCGAGGAGGACAGCAUGACUUACAAGGGCGCCGGUGUGGCCUGCUCCAGCUCCACCGAGGAGGACGGCAUGACUUACAAGGGCGCCGGCGUGGACAUCGACGCUGGCUCCGAGCUCGUGCGCCGCAUCCGCAAGAUGGCCCCCUGGAUAGGCGGCUUCGGCGGCAUCCUCCCCCACAAGGAUGAAUACCUUGUAUUUAGCGUUGAUGGUGUUGGGACAAAGCUGAAGCUUGCAUUUGAAACUGGUAUUCAUGAUACAAUUGGGAUUGACCUGGUAGCUAUGAGUGUUAAUGAUAUCCUAACAUCAGGCGCAAAACCAUUGGUCUUCUCAGAUUACUAUGCUACGGGCAAGCUUGAUGUCGAUCUUGCAGAGAAGGUUAUUAAGGGAAUAUUGGAUGGAUGCGAACAAUCAGGCUGUAAUCUGAUAGGAGGAGAGACAGCAGAGAUGCCUGGUUUCUACGGGGAAGGUGAAUAUGAUCUAGGUGGUUUUGCCAUGGGUGUUGUGGACAAGGAUAAGCUCAUCGACGGUAAAAAUAUCGUGGAGGGAGAUAUCCUCAUUGGUCUUCCUUCAAAUGGGGUUCAUUCAAAUGGGUUCUCUCUCGUUAGAAGAGUAUUGGACAAAAGUGGACUCUCCUUGACUGAUCAGUUCCCAGGAAACGAUGGCAAAACAACUACCGUCGGUGAAACUCUCAUGACACCGACUACAAUCUAUGUUAAGCAGGUACUUGAGAUCAUAAGCAAGGGUGGUGUGAAAGGACUAGCCCAUAUCACUGGUGGUGGCUUCACUGAUAACAUCCCGAGAGUAUUUCCUUCUGGACUCGGGGCCAAAAUCUUCACUGGAUUGUGGGAAGUGCCACCUGUGUUCAAGUGGCUUCAACAUGUUGGAAAAAUUGAAGAUGCCGAGAUGAUGCGGACGUUCAACAUGGGCGUCGGGAUGGUCCUUGUAGUAAGCAAGGAGGCAGCUGACAGGAUUAUCGAGGAAUCAAGCCCUGCUUAUCGCAUUGGAGAGGUGAUCCAGGGCAAGGGUGUUCACUACGUCUGAUGCCUUGUGAUAAGCUUUCAGCUCAAAUUUGGAGUGAUUUGAGAUUUGUUUUGUCGUGUGGGCAAAGCAGCCGAAUUUUUGUAACUCCUUUAUCUUAGGCAUGCUUCGAGUGUUAAUGGAGAAGUUGAGAAUAUUUUCGUACUUUUGUAUCAACAUCUUUAGUCUUUA